Anguilla rostrata (American eel) is the source of this 2928-nucleotide messenger RNA. RefSeq names its product JAZF zinc finger 1b (gene jazf1b). Gene Ontology annotation, cellular component: nucleus. Bases 130 to 861 code for a protein of 243 amino acids. The record is from RefSeq and is a predicted model, not a curated record. NCBI's taxonomy places the organism in Eukaryota, Metazoa, Chordata, Actinopteri, Anguilliformes, Anguillidae. The transcript is spliced from 5 exons.
UCCCCCGUCUGCAGAUGCACCGUUUCCCCUCGCGCCGCUGUUCCAGCUGCUGCUGCCGCUGCCAGGCCGCCGGUGUCUGUGAGAGAUCCUUCCUGCCCGCAGUCUACCCUAUUCAAUGUUGCUAUAACCAUGACAGGCAUCGCCGCUGCCUCCUUCUUCUCCAACACCUGCAGGUUCGGGGGCUGUGGACUUCAUUUCGAAUCCUUGGCCGAACUCAUCGUGCACAUCGAGGAUAACCAUAUCGACACAGACCCUCGGGUGUUAGAAAAACAGGAACUGCAGCAGCCCACCUAUGUGGCCCUCAGCUACAUCAACCGGUUUAUGACCGACGCCGCGCGGCGCGAGCAGGAGACCCUGAAGAAGAAGAUCCAGCCCAAGCUGUCCCUGUCCCUGACGGGCAGCGUGUCCCGCAACAGCGUGUCCACGCCCCCCCGGCACAGCAGUGGCAGCCUGACCCCGCCCGUCACUCCGCCCAUCACGCCCUCCUCCUCCUUCCGUAGCAGUACCCCUACAGGCAGCGAGUAUGACGAGGAGGAGGUGGACUACGAGGAGUCGGACAGUGACGAAUCCUGGACCACCGAAAGUGCCAUUAGCUCCGAGGCCAUCCUCAGCUCCAUGUGCAUGAACGGGGGCGACGAGAAGCCCUUCGCCUGCCCUGUCCCAGGCUGCAAAAAGAGAUACAAGAAUGUGAAUGGUAUCAAGUACCACGCCAAGAAUGGCCACCGAACCCAGAUCCGCGUGCGCAAGCCCUUCAAGUGCCGCUGUGGCAAGAGUUACAAGACAUCUCAGGGCCUCCGCCACCACACCAUCAACUUCCACCCGCCGGUGUCCGCUGACAUCAUCCGCAAGAUGCAGCAGUAGUGCCGGUCACAGUGCCAAGCGACCCUCCUCCCCUUUCUCUAGUGAGGAAGACUCCACCCCUUUUACGCUACACUACACUAUACUUUGAUUGCAUGCUUUAAUUACUUUAUUUUUUUUUCUCUCUCCUGUAUUUUGGAAUGAUGUAUCUUUGUAGAGUUCACGGUUUUUGUACGUUUGCACAUUCAUACCUAUCGUACUUAUUUUUCGUUACUUUUGAUAUAUGGUGCUAAUUGUGUAAAACAAAAAAAAAAUUAGAAAAAGGAAAAGGCUGACCUUUGGACGGUUUAGGCAGUAGAGUGAUGGUUCUCUCCUCGUCCAUGUUUGGUCAGGGUGUAUAAGUGGGGCAGGGCGUGAGGAAGGACAAAAUGGGAGUGUGCUGGAUGGGAGCUCAUGGAAGGUUGUGUAAUGAUCGUCAAGUGAGUCUAUAUGUCGUCUGAUUUGGACUCGCAGGAACCAAUCAAACUCUACCGGUUGAAAUCAGAAAGUCACUGACAUGAUCAUACACAAAUAUCCAGUUGAUGAAGCCUUGCUCUCCCGUUGCUGGUGGUUAGAUCUCUCUAGUGAGAAAAUCCUUCUCUGCCAAGACUCCAAUUCCAAUGCAGUGCAUCAAUGGAGUUAAACUUCAAGUUUAACAAAAAAGGAAAAAAACUGAAUGUUUGUAAUAUAAUAUGGAAUAUUACCUGAUAUAUAAAAAAACGUAGAUAUAUAUGUAUAUAUACACUUUCAUAAUCAAAAAAGUUAUUCUUUAUUUCCAAGUUUUAUUUUUUACUGUAUUUUACUUUUAAGACUAUGUUUAAGAGAGUUAAGGUUAAAAGAUUGCUUUGAUAUUAUCGAGUUCGGUUUUUUCUCUUCAGACCCAGAAGAUGACUUAGUUACGUUAACGCCAAACAAAAGAUCUCAGGUCAACAUUCGCCAGCGUUUCAGAACUGUAAUCCUGCCCAGAUAUUCCCACAGUAUUUAGCCUGAGCUGUUCCACGGUUACCUUUGGACUUUGACUGGAGUUACUUUUCAUGUCUGUCUCCAGACCCCAUCCUGAGGCAAUGGAAUGGUUUCCUUCAUCACCUGGGUGAAGUAUUUAAGCACUUUGUAGUAACCAGUUGCCAAUAGAGUUUGGAUGUUCCUCAUCGCCAAUGUCUCCAGACCGGCAGGACUGCAUGUCUGCGGUCGUGGAGAAAAGUCAGUGAAACCGAUCGUUACUGUAGAGGUACUAGUUAUCAAGGGAAAUUUUUUCGCCACGCCUUGUGUUUUUUCUCGUCCGUUGUGAGUCUGUAUGAUCUCCGAUUGCCUUGUAUUGUAGACAGCAGCAUUCCAGUAUAUUAUGCCUGUGUAGCUUCAUGGUGAAUUAUCUAGUAUGAUUAUUAUCGAUAGUAUUGUAAACAUUUCUUGCAGUGCUGGUAUGUAUUAUGGAGAAAGCUCCACCCACACUGUGUUACCAUCAGCACAACCUCCAUCUGGAGCCUGCUGUCAUCACAGCAGCACCUGUGUGUUCUUAAGGUACAUGUUUUUUUAUGGAUGUGGCUUACCUGCCUUGACCACACCCACAUUGUAAACCACACCCACAAAAGAGAUGGAAAUUAUUGUUACAGUGUAUUGAAAAUAGGCACAAAGAUGAAACAAAAGUAUUGUUCAGGCAUUCCAGAGACAGUCUGUUUCUACGUUUUUGACCCAUCUUGGGCAUGUAGGAACAGCUGUCGAUAGCAUUUAGACUUCAUUUCUGUGCAGAGCAGUCCGGAGCACUCAGUCAUGCCAACACUGCAUGGAUUUGAAUAUUGUAAUGGAGUUACAGUUUAUAUUUAGCUUAACAUUGUGACAGUAUUAUACAGCAGGUAUGGAGGGGACUAUUUUGAUAUAUUGUGUAUAGUGAAUGUAUCGUCAUGUGUCUGUGUAAGUGCUUUAAAUUAUAUUUUCGUAUGUCUGUGGAAAACCACGUUCCCAAUGUGUAUGAAGGCAAACUGAGGUUAUGUUUUGGAACUGAAGGUGAUUUACUAUGUCAAACUUGCUUUAAAAAAAGCUGCUUCAUAAAUGUAAAUCUGAUUACAUUUUAAAGAUUAAAAAUGCUUCUGCUGA